This is a messenger RNA of Ostrea edulis (European flat oyster), 1912 nucleotides long. RefSeq lists its product as uncharacterized. Lineage: Eukaryota; Metazoa; Mollusca; Bivalvia; Ostreida; Ostreidae. Gene Ontology annotation, cellular component: cytoplasm. The transcript has 15 exons. Gene Ontology annotation, biological process: protein ubiquitination. Gene Ontology annotation, molecular function: metal ion binding; ubiquitin-protein transferase activity. The record is from RefSeq and is a predicted model, not a curated record. The coding region runs from base 206 to 1912 and encodes 568 amino acids.
CUUUCAUUUGUUUGUUUUUAACUUUAAAAAAAAAUAAACCCCUUUUCUCUUCUUUCAGCAGUUCAUGGAGACUUCUAUCGAAUGUACAUGUAUUACAUGUCUGUGGUUCGCCUAGGCGCAGUUCGAAGCAGCAAAACAGAGAUCUCGUCGACACCAGAGAGGAAGAGGGUCCUGCGUCCUAUUCAUACUCGACGUGUCUGAAAGCAUGAGAGGAACAGCUUUCAGGGAAAUGAAGACAGCGGUCAUGGACAUUCUGGAUGAGUUUCUACAGCAUAGACCACGCCUUGAUGAAAAUGUUUCUGUAAUAGUCUGUGGACAGGAAACUAAAUUUCUUCACUAUUACUCAAACCAAUAUGCUGAAAUUAAACAGAGCAUAGAUGAACUGGAAUGUUCCGGACCAUCUCCCUUGACUGCUGCCUUCCUGUUAGCUCUUGGUGGACUAGUCGGAGGAGCAGCUUACAGCUUGCAUGUUGGAGACUUCAUUUUGCAUCCCAGAGUAGUCGUUUUCACUGACGGCAAACCAACGGACUUUAGGAACUUAAACGCCUUUGACAGCGAGGCGGAUUUAACACCCAAUGAUGGUCAAAUAGCAACCCUCUGUUCACAUACCUAUCGAAUAGGAGUACAGCAUCCGAUUUUCUGCUUUCCAGUCGGAGAAAACCCCAAUUACGAUUUAUUGCACACAAUAUCGUCGCUGUCUAAUGGAGGAAAGGUUUUGGAGAUUAGUAAAGCAAAGUGUUUUGGACGUUACAUUAUCCAUCAUGUAGCAGCGGAUUGUAUUUCAAAGGCAGGAAAUGAGAAAAUGAUUGAAAGACAAAACUUGAGAUUUGUCGUUGAGCUCGUAAUUCCUACUGAGACAUAUGAUGAGGACGAUUUGGAUAUCAUAUACGAGUUGAUACAAAAUAGAGAAAGAAUUCUCAUAACUCAAAAUAAAAUGGAUGAAGACGCAGAUGAGUUCGUUUUUAAAGAAAAAUAUUCUACUGUUCCCAGUCUUGGUACAAGAGUUUGCCGUGGUCCUCACUGGAGAUUUCAGAACCAGGACAACAGGGGAAAUGGAACUAUAGUUGGACACGGGGAUACAGCUGGUGUUGUUCUUGUGGAAUGGGAUACUGGGGAGCGGUUUGUCUACAACUACGGAAUAAACGAAGUAUAUGAUAUUGUGGUUUGUGAGGAACCAAGAACUUCUAUUGAUGGUUUUGUUGCUGUUGGGUGUUUUGUAAAGAGGGGCCCUGACUGGAAAUGGGAAGAACAGGAUGGCGGGAAGGGUUCUGUAGGAACAGCUUACCGAGUGAUGGAUAACGACAGCGUUUACGUUCGAUGGCCCUGUGGACGAAUGGGUAACUACAGAUUCGGAUACGACGGAAAAUACGACAUUGAAGUUUGCGACCCGUUUUCCCCGGACGUGAAGAAAGCUGUAACAGAACAACGGCGUACAUCAGGCAUGUCUGAUUCACUCCAUGGCCUUCCUUCAACUGAUUUAAAGGGUGAUUGUGCUGCGAAAGGAUCACACUACAAUAAACCCAAUGAAAGACAUGAAAAUAAAGAUGAUACGGAAACUUCAGCAUGUAUUACUGAAAAAUCAGACCUUUGUUCAAACGAUGUCAUGUUACAUAAUGAAGCUAGAGUUGAUUCAACUGAAACCAAAAAUUUCUACAGAUCUAAAUUAAACAUACGAACGGGCCAAGCAGCGAGUACUGUUAGGACAAAUGCGAUUGACUCUAGUUCGGAACCCCGUUUUCCUAUGGAAGUUGAUGACUUACAAACUGAUUAUAUACGCAAUCUUAGUCCAAACAAUGCUUUACAGACUGGAGAAGUGGAGCGUUCUGUGGAUAUUACAAAACCCGUUAGUCCAAAUGAAUUUCAAAACACAUUGCAUGUUAUACAAAACAAUGCCACUGGAGCAAAGAAAUAG